This is a messenger RNA of Brachypodium distachyon (stiff brome), 2346 nucleotides long. Its product is annotated as NAC domain-containing protein 75. The transcript is spliced from 6 exons. Gene Ontology annotation, molecular function: DNA-binding transcription factor activity; transcription cis-regulatory region binding. The record is from RefSeq and is a predicted model, not a curated record. The coding region runs from base 233 to 1693 and encodes 486 amino acids. Gene Ontology annotation, biological process: regulation of DNA-templated transcription. Lineage: Eukaryota; Viridiplantae; Streptophyta; Magnoliopsida; Poales; Poaceae. Gene Ontology annotation, cellular component: nucleus.
CCUAAUCUUUAUUACUUCCUCAAAACCCCUUCCCCUUGCCCAGGCCGGUCUCCCCUUUCCUCUCCCUCUCUCCCGUCCCCACCCCACCCUCUUCUUCCUCCUCCUCCUCCUCCCUAGCUAGCCCCCUCCUUCCAUGAGAAUAAUCCUGUCCCUUACAUGUGAUCAUGCAUAGGCAGAGGAGAUAGGCAAAAGGGGCAGCUCUCUCUCCUCUUGCGGGCGAGGGCGACGAGACAUGGAUGGUAGAGCAGCAGACGCAGGAGGAGGAACAAGCAGCGGCGGCUGCGGCCACCCCAUCGGCUCGAGGAUCGAGGAGCACCGCAAGUAUAUGUCGGAGUCGAGCUGCUGCUCCAGAUGCGGCCACAAGAUCGACCGGAAGCUGGAUUGGGUUGGGUUGCCGGCCGGGGUGAAGUUCGACCCGACGGAUCAGGAGCUGAUCGAGCACCUGGAGGCCAAAGUUCGGUCCGGUGGCUCCGCGGCGACAGCGCCGGCGAUGGAGGAGGCGGAGUCGCACCCGUUGAUCGACGAGUUCAUACCCACCAUUGAGGGGGAGGACGGCAUCUGUUACACCCACCCGGAGAAACUGCCAGGUGUUUCCAAGGACGGCCUGAGCAGGCACUUUUUCCACCGCCCAUCCAAGGCCUACACCACCGGCACAAGAAAGCGCCGCAAGAUCCAACCCCCAGCAGCAACCGCCGACGCUUCUGCUGCUAUCUCCUCCUCUGCCGCCGCUACAGGUUCUUCUGCUUCUUCCUCGCAGCAGCAGCAGAUGAGGAGCGAGACGCGGUGGCACAAGACGGGCAAGACUCGGCCGGUGGCUGUGGGCGGGCGGCAGAGAGGGUGCAAGAAGAUCCUGGUCCUCUACACCAACUUCGGCAAGCACCGGAAGCCCGAGAAGACCAACUGGGUGAUGCACCAGUACCAUCUGGGCGAGUCCGAGGAGGAGCGCGAGGGCGAGCUCGUCGUCUCCAAGAUCUUCUACCAGACGCAGCCCAGGCAGUGCGGCGCCGUCGUCAGCGGCACCGCCGAAGCCUCGGUGGUGGACAGGAGGAGGGACCGUGCUGCGGCGGCGCCGGCGGCCGCGUCCCACAUGCAGGCUUCGUCCGACAUUAUGACGAUAGCGGCGGCGUUCACCGGCCACGGCGGCGCCGCUGGCAUUGACGAGUUUAGCUUCGAGCAGUUCAGGAACAGCUUCGACGAGGUGGGCACGGGAGCAUCAGAUCACCAAGUAGUGCAAGCUAGGGCUGACGAGGGAGUGCUGCAUCGUCACCAACAGCAGCACCAAGUUGGCGAGCACGAUCACCGGCCGCGACACCAGCUUCACUACACCGGCGGCCUUCUGCAGGAGCAGCAGCAGCGCGCCGCGGCGGUGGCGGCGUGCCACGUCAGCACGCCGACGGACCCCAUUUCCACGCUGAUCGCGGCGCCACGAGUCCACCAGGGCUCGUUCGUGCUUGCUGCGCCGGCGGAUCAGCCGUACGAUCAUGGGGCGCCUAGCUAUCAUCAGCAGGAGGACGAGCGGCCACACCAAACUCCCAAGUUUGAUGGACGGUCGACUUCUGGUCUGGAAGAGGUGAUCAUGGGGUGCACCUCGAGGAGGUCCAAAGGAGGAGAAUCAUCAGGUGGCAAGGAGGGCGCAGGAUGGCAUCAGUACCCCUCGUUCUGGCCUUCUGACAACCAGGAUCAUCAUGGGUGAAAGAGCAACACAUCUCUGCCACCUAGCUUCAGCAGUAGCCAGUCUUGGAGAGACAACCAAAGGCAAGCAUACAUACACCAAUAGGCAACAAGACUAAAAAGCACAGGUAUAGAAGCAUAGAGGAGUGGCUUCCAAGAAACACCCAAAAGGCAAAGUUUCCAACAAAAUCCAACCCCCUCCCUAUCUCUCUCGAUUUACCUUUCUCUUCACCCAAUGUGUCUAGAUAACGGGAUGGAAGUUUCAUUUGAGUGCUCAUCAAAUUUGCAUGUCUAAAGAGACAAAGAUGAUAUUGGAGGAAAAGCAAAAGGGAUGAAAAGAAAAAGUAGACUACAUAAAUCAAAGGUGACAUCACAAGAGAAGGGUCAGUAAACCGUCGGUUGCUCGCUUGGAUCAAUGCAAAAUCAUGACAGCAAUCAUCGUUUAUGAUGGUCCUUUUGGUCAAAUUGUCUGCAUGUUAGUACAAAUCAGGAGCAUACCAUACUUUUUUAUUUCUUUAAUUAUGAUUGUAUUUCUUCAUUGGUUAUUAAUUGCGUUCACCAUUUGCUUUUCCUUUUUGGCAUAUAUUUCAGCAAAGAAGCUAACAUUUUGGAAAAGAAUAAAAGGAUCCCUUUGUAAAGCUAGUAUAUGUUCUACUGAAUCGGUCCAUUUGUUUA